This is a messenger RNA of Zymoseptoria tritici IPO323, 675 nucleotides long. RefSeq lists its product as uncharacterized. Lineage: Eukaryota; Fungi; Ascomycota; Dothideomycetes; Mycosphaerellales; Mycosphaerellaceae. The transcript is spliced from 2 exons. The record is from RefSeq and is a predicted model, not a curated record. Bases 1 to 675 code for a protein of 224 amino acids.
AUGACCACAUCCACGACUCAACCCGAGAUCUUCUCCAGAGAUCAUACUCUCAGCGAAGAGGAAGACACUCCUGACAUUGGCAUCGAGGACAUGCAGUCAGAAGAGCACGAGAGCGAGGAAGGCUUUGAGGAGGAGCCUCCCUACUCAGCCCAAGAGCUUGGAGAGAUGUUCACCGACUUCUACCGAUUUCUGGCCACUCUCCAUUACGACCCUCAAAACCUCAAGGUUCCUCCACCCGAAGGCUGGAACAUCACCGACCUGCCGCCAAGUGUUGUCGAAAAGAAGUCGGAACUCAUGGUCAAAGUUAUGCGCCAUCUCCCAUACUUCUCAAACGCGCGAAAGUCAACCCAGGUCGACUUGCAAUGCAUUUUGAUCGACUACAUAGACGCCGAGCAGCACGAACUAUGUCCUGGUCGCGAGGUAUGGCUGGCUACAACGAGCAAGGCGCAUGAGGUGUCAGCGAGGGAGGAGCGAGGCGGGCCGAUUACGGAGAAGGAAGUACGUGCACAGGAGGAGGACUGGGGCACGGAAUUGGAUGAGCUGUUCGUUAAGCAGAUGUGGAGGCAGUAUGGAUGGCCAGAAGCGUUCCGUAGAGAAGAGGCUGUCGAAGCGAUGGAAGCGUUCAUGGCUUUCCACACCAAGAGACGAUAUGGGUGGCAAGAAGCUCAUCAGUAA